This is a messenger RNA of Clunio marinus, 18644 nucleotides long. The record is from the annotation of a GenBank genome assembly. Lineage: Eukaryota; Metazoa; Arthropoda; Insecta; Diptera; Chironomidae.
AUGAGUAGCGCAUUAACUGGUGGGAUUACUGCCUUGGGGGGUGCAGCAGCGACAGCAGCAAGUAAUGCCGGGUGGUUUGUUCCAAUGCUUGUCGCCGCACUCGCUUACUUUCAAUAUGAAGAAUUCGUCGAUCCAGAAUCAAAGCCAAUCAACAUUCCUACAGAAGAUCUUCUCAGUGAUUACGAUUUCAUUGUGAUAGGUUCAGGUUCAGCCGGUGCUGUUGUAGCAGCGCGCUUAUCUGAAGUUGAAAAUUGGAAUGUUUUAAUUUUGGAAGCUGGUGGAGAUGAAACAGAAAUUUCUGACGUUCCUUUAAUGGCUGGUUAUUUACAAUUAAGCAAAUUGGAUUGGCAAUAUAAAGCAGAACCUUCUGGAACUUUUUGUUUGGCUAUGAAAAAUGGUCGUUGUAACUGGCCAAGAGGAAAAGUCGUAGGCGGAUCAAGUGUAUUAAAUUAUAUGCUGUAUUUGCGUGGAAAUAAAAGAGAUUACGACUUGUGGGAAGAGAUGGGAAAUUCUGGUUGGUCGUAUAAAGAUGCACUUUAUUACUUUAAGAAAUCCGAGGAUAAUACAAACCCUUAUUUAACGAGCACUCCAUAUCAUUCAUCAGGUGGUUAUUUAACGGUUGGUGAAGCUCCAUAUCAUACUCCACUUGCCGCUGCUUUUGUUGAAGCGGGUGUUGAGAUGGGUUAUGAUAAUCGUGAUAUUAAUGGAGAGAAGCAAACAGGUUUUAUGAUAGCUCAGGGAACAACGAGGCGAGGGAGUCGAUGCUCAACAGCGAAAGCAUUUUUACGACCUGCAAGACUUCGCCCCAAUCUACAUAUAGCAAUGUUUUCUCAUGUUACGAAGAUUCUCAUCGAUCCAAUAACCAAACAUGCUUUCGGUGUAGAGUUUCUUCGCGAUCGUAAAAUGCAUUACGUUCGUGCAAGCAAGGAAGUUAUUUUAUCUGCUGGUGCUAUCAACUCGCCACAUAUACUAAUGUUAUCUGGAAUUGGUCCAAAAGCUGAAUUAGCGAAGCAUAAAAUUCCUUUGAUUAGAGACGCUGCAGUUGGAGAAAACCUACAAGACCACGUCGCACUCGGUGGUUUGACAUUCAUGGUGAACCAAGAAAUUUCAAUUGUAGAAAAUCGAUUUCACACAAUGUCGACUGUCAUGGAAUACGCAGUUUUAGGUCAAGGUCCAUUAACUAUAAUGGGCGGAGUUGAAGGUUUAGCUUUUGUAAACACAAAGUAUGCAAACAGUUCGAAUGAUUUCCCUGACAUUGAGUUCCAUUUUGUUUCCGGGUCUACAAACUCAGAUGGUGGCAGUCAAUUGAGAAAAAUUCAUGGAUUAACAGAAUCGUUUUACAAACGAGUUUUCGAGCCAAUUAACAACAUGGACAGUUGGAGUAUUCUGCCAAUGUUGCUUCGACCCAGAAGUAAAGGUUUGAUUAAGUUAAGAAGCAAUAAUCCAUUUGAUUAUCCAUACAUAUAUCCAAACUAUUUUGUCGAUGAUUUCGACAUGAAGACCUUGGUUGAAGGUGUGAAAAUUGCUGUUGCACUUUCUCGAACUCAAUCCAUGCAAAAAUAUAAAUCAAUGUUGAAUCCAUUUAAAUUCCCUGGUUGUGAACAUAUUCAAAUGUACACUGAUCCAUAUUGGGAGUGUAUGAUAAGACAUUACACUUGCACAAUUUAUCAUCCCGUAGGCACAGCAAAAAUGGGACCAUAUUGGGAUUCAAAGGCUGUUGUUGAUCCACAGUUAAGAGUUUAUGGUGUGACAGGUUUACGUGUUAUUGAUGGCAGUAUAAUGCCUAAUCAAGUUAGUGGAAAUACAAAUGCACCAAUUAUUAUGAUUGGCGAAAAAGGCACCUACGCUGCUUUAAGAAUUUUAUUCAGUUAUGGUCCGGGAUUUUUAAUGUUGAUGUUACUUGAUAGCACCAUUUGGAUGCAAAGACCAGAUAUUGUUGAUUACAAUCAUCGUGUUCAAGAUAUUCCAACACAACACAUUUACAAUGUGUACGAUUUCAUUGUCAUUGGAGGUGGAACAGCUGGAGCAGUAAUGGCUUCAAGGCUUUCAGAAAUAUCUGAUUGGACCGUGCUUUUGAUAGAAGCCGGGCCUGAUGAAACUUAUUUAUCAGAUGUUCCUCUAGUGUUUCCAUCACUUCAACAAUCUGAUCUUGAUUGGAAGUUUCAAACAGAGACAAGUGAAAAUUAUUGUCUAGCAAUGAACAAAGGUCGAUGCAAUUGGCCAAGAGGGAAAGUUUUGGGAGGUUGUAGUGUCCUUAAUGCCAUGUUGUAUGUUCGUGGCAAUCGCAAAGAUUACGAUGAAUGGGAAUCAUUAGGUAAUCCGGGUUGGUCUCAUAAAAACGUAAUUCACUACUUCAAACGACUAGAAAAUAUGCGAAUACCACAUUUGGUUAAUCAUCCAAUGCACGGAACUACUGGUCCAAUGACCUGCGAGUUCUUCCGCUAUUCAUCACCGUUGAGUGAACUUUAUCUUGAAGCUGCUGCUGAAAUAAAUUACCUUAAUCCAAACAAUGAUUACAAUGGUGAAACACAAACGGGUUUCUCUCGGUCACAAGGAACUAUUCGUGACGGUCUACGUUGUAGCACAGCCAAAGCUUAUCUUAGACCUGUCAAACAUCGAGAAAAUUUGCAUAUCUCUUUGAACUCUCAUGUGGAAAAGAUUUUGAUAAAUCCCAAGACAAAAGAAGCUUAUGGCGUACUUUUUUCGAAAGAAAAUAAAAAGUAUGCUGUAUUUGCAACAAAGGAAGUUAUCUUAUCAGCCGGUGCUAUUCAAUCGCCACAAAUAAUGAUGAUAUCGGGUGUUGGACCUAAAGCGCACCUUGAAGAAAAUGAAAUUGAAGUUAUUCAUGACGCACCUGGUGUUGGCGAAAAUCUUCAAGAUCAUAUUGCGUCAGGUGGGGGAAAUUAUUUAAUAACGAAUCCCGUUUCGAAUGAUUCACUUAGCAUUAUUGUACCGAAAGUUAUGCAAGUUGAUUCGAUUCGUAAUUUUGCUUUUCAUCAACGUGGUCCAAUGUAUGCGAUGCCAGCUUGUGAAAUAAUGGCAUUUAUUAACACAAAAUAUCAAGACCCGAUUGAAGACCGACCGGAUGUUCAAUUGUUUUUAGCAUCGUUUGCUGACAGCUCAGACGGUGGAUUAUUUGGCAAACGAGCGUCUGGCCUAUCCAAUGAUUAUUAUGCUGAAGUUUACGAACAAAUACUUUUUAAAGAUGCUUUUAUGAUUCUUCCGCUUUUAUUGAGACCACAGAGUAGAGGAAAAGUUUUACUCAGAGAUAAAGAUCCAUACUCGCAUCCACUGAUUUAUCCAAAUUAUUUCGACCAUCCAAGAGAUCUCGAAAUUAUGAUUGAGGGAUCGAAGUUUGCUUAUAAAUUGACUCAAACAAAAAUCUUCCGUCCACUUAACGCUACAAUGAAUCCAAAUGUUCCACCCGCAUGCGAAAAAUUUACAAAGUUAUCUGACGAGUUUUGGGCAUGUUUAGCACGACAAUACACGCAAACUAUUUAUCAUCCAGUUGGAACAUUGAAAAUGGGACCAGAAACUGAUCCAAUGGCAGUUGUUGAUCCAAAACUUCAAGUUUAUGGAAUUGAUAAGUUGAGGGUUGUCGAUGCAAGUAUAAUGCCAAAGAUAGUGUCUGGAAACACAAACGUUCCAGUCAUGAUGAUCGCUGAGAAAGCAUCAGACAUGAUUAAGAUAAAACAUUUGGGAAUUAAAACUGAAAAGAAAUUCACCAGCGAUGCUAAAGAACAAAAUCAGCAUAAAGAGAAAUUCAAGAAGAUGGAGUUCUUACCAGAACAAUGUGCAGCGAGUAGUGUUGGUGCUGCAAAUGGAUUAUUUGGUAUUUUAAUUAAUACUCUGAUUGCUGCACAAUGUGCAUUGUCUUCACCGGAUCGAUGGCCGAAGGAUUAUGGCCCAACAGCUUUAGAAAAAGGUUUAGAUGAAUAUGAUUUUAUUAUUGUUGGAGCUGGUUCAGCUGGCAGUGUCGUCGCUAAUCGUUUAACAGAAAAUGAAGAUUGGAAAGUUUUACUUAUUGAAGCAGGUGGUGAUCCACCAGUCGAAAGCGAGAUACCGGGAACAAUGAUGUCUAUGCAAAAGUCAGAAAAUGAUUGGGGAUAUUAUAUUGAGAAAACUGAUAAAGCGAGCUUAAGCUUUCCAAAGGGAACAUAUUGGCCGAGAGGAAAGAUGCUUGGCGGUACUUCAUCAAUAAACGCGAUGAUGUAUAUCAGAGGAAAUCGAAAAGAUUACGAUACAUGGGAAGAAUGGGGUAAUCCAGGAUGGGCCUACAGACAUGUCUUAAAAUACUUUAAGAAAUCAGAAUCCAACAGACUCGCUGAUGAAGAAGAAUUCAAAGGUUUUCAUGGCAAAGACGGAUUAAUGGAAGUCGAUUAUUUCUUCAGUUUCGAUCCAAUCAAAGAUAUGUUGGUUGAAGUUGUAAAGGAACUUGGAUUUAAUCUUGUAUCUGAUCCAAACGCUGAAGAUCAAAUGGGCUUCACUUUCUUGCAAGGAACUGUUAGUUACGGUCAUCGAGUCAGCACAGCGAAAGCCUUCCUUUCACCAACAACAAACCGAACAAAUCUACAUGUAAUUAAGCAUGCCCAAGUGACCGAUGUUAUUAUUAACAAAAAAGGUGUUGCUGAAGGAAUAAACGCAAUUGUCAAUGGAAAGAAAAUAAAAGCAAAAGCAAAGAAAGAAAUUAUUUUGUCUUCUGGUGUCGUUGGCAGUCCUCAAAUUUUAUUACACUCAGGUGUUGGACCUAAAGAACACUUGAAGUCACUUGAUAUUAAAGUAAAGAAAGAUUUGCCUGUCGGCAGAAAUCUUCAAGAUCAUCAAAUUGUCUUCGUUCCAUUGAAACUUCACAAGACACAUGCACAACCGAUCCCAGAAAGCGAUGUUUUUGAUAACAUCUACAUGUAUUUAACGAAUGGUGUUGGAGCUCUAAGCCAUUUAGGUGUAGCAGAUUUCACAGGCUUUGUACACACGCAAAACAGAAGCAACGAAUACCCUGAUAUCCAAUUUCAUUACUUUCAAUAUCGCAUGGGUGAAGAGAAAAAACUUAAUUACGUUUUGAACAACUACGGUUAUGAUGAGCACGUGAGAAAGUCGUUAUUGUCUGGGAUUAAAAAGUCGGAAUUAUUAAUGGUAAUGGUUCUCUUAAUGAAACCAGAGUCGAGAGGAAAAAUCGAAUUAACAAGUAAAGAUCCACUUGAAAAGCCAGUGAUAUACGGAAAUUACUUGGAAGAACAGGAAGAUGUUGACACUCUGAUUCGUGGUGUUAACGUUGUGAAGCGAAUGAUUCACACAAAAAAAGCUAAACAACACGAAGCUGAAUUGCUUCAAGUUGAUCUUCCGGGAUGUUCUCAAUUUGAAUUUGAUAAGCCAGGUUAUUGGGAAUGUUAUGUAAGGCACAUGUCAACAACUGGUUACCACCCAACAAGCACUUGUAAAAUGGGACCAGACAGUGACCCUGAAGCUGUUGUGGAUGCGCGGUUGAAAGUGAAAGGAAUCAAAGGACUUCGUGUUGUUGAUGCAAGCAUAAUGCCAGAUAUUAUCAGUGGUAACACAAACGCACCAACAAUAAUGAUUGUUCGAGCAAUCAAAAUAAAUAAUUACUUUGUUGUUGAAAUUAAUCAAAUUGUUUUUUCUUUCAUCAUAAAAUCAAUUUUAAGUGUUGUUCAUUUCAUUCCAUUGAGAAAAAUCAAAGCCUUGAAUAAAUUUAAUUUCUUUUCCUUUCAGAUUCCAUUUUUAUUCCCAGCAUCAUUUAACAAUUCUAACUCAUGGAAUAAUUUUGCUGAGAUAACAACGAAAGCUAGCAAAGGAUACAAAAACGGAUGUUAUUGGCCAACAGGGAAGUUAUUGGGUGGUUCAAGUUCCAUCAAUGCAAUGCAGUACAUAAGAGGCAAUCGAAGAGACUUUGACACUUGGGAAAAACUUGGCAACCCCGGUUGGGGAUAUGAUGAAGCUUUAAAAUAUUUUAUGAAAUCGGAAGGAAACCAAAAUUCUUGGCUUAUUGAACAUUCAAAAGGAAAAUAUCAUAACCAUUAUGGACCUUUAAAAGUUGAUGCAUUUAAUAGUGUGGAAUCACUUAAAACUGUUAUAUAUGAAGCUGCUUUUGAGCUUGGCUAUGUCGAACAAAUGGAUGUUAACACUGAUGGUGAUCACAUUGGUUUCGUGACAACACAGGGAACUGUUUAUGGUGGUGAACGACACAGCACUGCAAAAGCUUUUCUUAAUCCAAUAAAGAAAAGAAAGAACUUACACAUUAUUAAACACGGACUUGUCACUGAAUUGAUAAUGAACGGAAAUGAAGUUGAAGGCGUGAGAUUAGAAAUCAAUGGAAAGAAGCUUGAAGCGAAAGCUAGGAAAGAAGUGAUUUUGUCUGCUGGCGCUCUUGGAACACCCAAAAUCUUAAUGCUGUCAGGAAUUGGAAGAGAAAAAGAUCUUAAGAAGCAUAACAUUGCAGUUGUUAAAGAUCUUGCAGUUGGAUACAAUUUACAAGACCACGUCAUGGUGCCAGUGACUUUCCAAUUUCAUAAGACAACAGCAAACGAUCAUUCACCAAAAGAUAUUUCUGAUUCAUUAUUUUCAUAUUUAAAACAUCGCGUUGGACAAUAUGCCACAACUGGUCAUUCUGAUCUUUCUGGGUUUAUCAACGUAGCUGAUAAGUCAUCAGAAUAUCCCAACAUUCAGUACAUAUUUAUGGGACAAGCUAAGAAAAUGAUUGGCUAUCGUACAGCACUUGAAAAUUUGGGUUUGAAUGAUGAUUUCAUUACACAAUAUUUAAAGGCAAAUGAAGAAGCUGAGACUGUUACGACAGGCGUUAUAUUAUUGAAUCCCAAAUCAAGAGGAAAUUUAAAACUUCGAAGUAAAGAUGUCAAAGAUCCAUUAAUCAUUAGAUCUGGCUAUCUAGAUGAAGAAGAAGAUGUUGACACGUUGCUGAAAGGAAUGACUGCAAUUUUGAAAUUACUCAAUACAAGAAAUUUCAAAAUUCACGAAGGUGUUUUAUUCAGAUUUAAGAUACCAGAAUGCGAUCAAAAUGGAUAUUACUCGGACUAUUAUUGGAAGUGCUACAUAAGUUAUUUAUCAUCAACACUUUAUCAUCAAGCUGGUACUUGUAAAAUGGGACCAUCAACUGAUCAAGACGCAGUUGUCGAUCCUCGAUUAAAGGUUUACGGCAUUAAAGGCUUAAGAGUUGUUGAUGCAAGUGUUAUGCCACUGGUGAGGCGAAUGAAAUUCGAAUGUCUUUCGUUUCAAUUUGUUCAACGAACACCUCGUUCAUCUUCAAAUCAUACCACAAGUAGUUAAAAGAAAAAGUUUGCAAUGGUUGUUGGUAUAUCAGCUGCUGGUUUUGCAGCAACUAAGAUUUUACCAGCAAUUGGAGGUGCUGCAUUAAAAGUUAUUCCUGCAAUUGGAGUAGCAUCGAGUGGAGCAGCUGCUGCUGGGAAAAUUGCGACAACUGUUAGUGCCGGAGUAAAAGCAGCAACAGCAGUUAUUGGUGUAGGGAAAAUUGCGAUUAUUCCUGUUCUUAUCGCAGCUUUAGCAUAUUUUCAUUACGACGUCUUUGACCCAGAAAAUCGACCUUAUAAUGUUAAACAAAUUGAUCAUGAAUACGACUUCAUAGUUGUUGGUUCUGGUUCAGCUGGCGCUGUUGUAGCAAAUCGACUAACAGAAAUUUCAAAAUAUAAAGUUCUUCUACUCGAAGCUGGUGGUCAUGAGACGGAAAUCUCUGACGUUCCAAUAUUAUCGCUUUAUCUGCACAGUAGCAAAUUGGAUUGGAAAUAUAAAACGCAACCACAAGAAACAGCGUGUCAAGCGAUGAAAGAUAAACGGUGCCGAUUUACUCGUGGAAAAGUCUUAGGAGGUUCAUCAGUCCUUAACACAAACCUUUAUAUCAGAGGAAAUAAACGAGACUACGAUUUAUGGGAUGCACUAGGAAACAAAGGAUGGUCGUACGAAGAAGUUCUUCCUUACUUUCGAAAAUCAGAAGAUCAGAGAAAUCCUUAUUUGGCACAAAAUAAACGGCAACACGGAACUGGUGGCUAUUUAACUGUCCAAGACUCGCCAUAUUUGACACCUAUUGGCCCGGCCUUUAUUCAAGCCGGCGAGGAAAUGGGUUAUGAUAUUGUUGACGUCAACGGUGAACAACAGACUGGCUUCGCUUUUUUCCAGUUCACACAACGUCGUGCUUCACGUUGCAGUGUAGCGAAGGCAUUUUUAAGACCGGUGCGAUUGCGUAAAAAUUUACAUGUAGCUUUGUUUGCUCAUGUUACAAAAGUAAUAAUGGAUGAGACAGACAAACGUGCACUAGGAGUUGAAUUUAUCAGAAACGGAAAAACACAAAGAGUUUUUGCAAAGCGCGAAGUCAUUUUGUCUGCUGGUGCUAUAAACUCACCGCAGUUAUUAAUGUUGAGUGGAAUCGGACCGAGAGAAGAUUUAGAGCGACUUGGAAUUAAAGUCAUUCAUGAUUCUCCUGGCGUGGGAAGAAAUAUGCAAGAUCAUAUAGCGGUUGGAGGAAUCGUGUUCAGAAUUGAUCAUCCAAUUAGUUUCGUUAUGAAUCGUUUGGUGAAUAUAAACUCUGCUGUUCGUUAUGUAGUUAGUGAAGAUGGACCAUUAACAAGCAAUGUAGGAUUAGAAACUGUUGGAUUCAUAAGCACGAAGUAUGCGAAUCAAUCAGAUGAUUGGCCUGAUAUCGAAUUUAUGUUAACAAGCGCUUCCACUCCGUCAGAUGAACAAUCGAAAGUUGCACAUGGAAUUACUGACGAUUAUUACGACUACAUGUUCAAAGACAUUAAAAACACAGAUAUUUUUGGAGUUUUUCCCAUGAUGUUACGCCCGAAAAGUCGUGGACAUAUCAAGUUACAAUCAAAAAAUCCUCUUCGUUAUCCACUCAUUUAUCACAAUUACCUAACACAUCCCGACGACGUCGCUGUGUUGAGGGAAGGUGUGAAACAUUCAAUUGCUUUCGUGGAGACGCAAGCAAUGAAGAGAUUCGGUGCAAGAUUUCAUGAUCGUCAAGCUCCAAAUUGUAAACAUUUACCAAUGUACACUGAUGAGUACUUUGAUUGCUUCAUUCGACAAUACACGAUGACAAUUUAUCACAUGUCUGGAACGGCAAAGAUGGGAUUGGCUGACGAUCCGUACUCUGUUGUUGAUGAUCAGCUUCGAGUUCAUGGCGUGAAAGGACUUCGAGUUAUCGAUGCAAGUAUCAUGCCGACAAUAACAAGUGGAAAUAUUAAUGCUCCAGUCAUAAUGAUUGGAUUUAUUUCAACAAUUGCUCAAAUAUCAUCAUCGCCAAUUACACUUUUGAGUUUUAUUCCAUUGAUUGCUGUUGGCUUGAACUAUUAUCGUUACUCAAAUGUUGAUCCAGAAUCGGCACCGAUUGACGCUCCUGUUUUAAGGAGACAUUAUGAUUUCAUUGUUGUGGGGGCGGGAUCAGCGGGUGCUGUUGUUGCGUCACGCUUGUCAGAAAUAUCUAAUUGGACAAUUUUACUGCUGGAAGCUGGCGGUGAUGAAACUGAAGUUUCUGACGUUCCAGCUUUAGCUGGUUUUCUACAAUUAACAGACUUAGAUUGGAAAUAUAAAACAAAAGCGAGAGCUGAUCGUGCUUAUUGUGCUGGAAUGAAAAAUGAUCAAUGUAAUUGGCCGAGAGGGAAAGUUUUAGGUGGAUCGAGUGUGCUUAAUGCUAUGGUUUAUGUUCGAGGUAAUAGAAGGGACUACGACAAUUGGGAACAGAUGGGAAACAUUGGGUGGUCGUUCAAAGACGUUUUGCCUUAUUUCAUGAAAUCAGAAGAUAACAGAAAUCCAUAUCUAGCACGAACGCCUUAUCACAGUGAUAAAGGCUUAUUGACUGUCCAAGAAGCACCUUGGCGAACGCCACUUUCAUUGACAUUUAUCAAAGCAGGUCAAGAAAUGGGUUACGAGCAUCGUGACAUUAAUGGAGAAGAACAAACCGGAUUUAUGCUCACACAAUCGACCAUGAGACGUGGUGCACGUUGCAGCACAUCAAAAGCUUUUUUGAGACCUGUUAGAUUGCGUAAAAAUUUGCAUGUUGCGAAAUUUGCACAUGUGAUGAAGAUAUUAAUUGAUCCUAACACAAAACGGGCUUUUGGCAUUGAAUUCGUUAAGGACAAUAAAAGACAAAUGGUAUUUGCGAAAAAAGAAGUCAUAAUGUCAGCGGGGUCAUUGAAUACGCCACAACUUCUCAUGCUUUCUGGUGUGGGACCGGCAAAACAUUUAAGCGACUUUGGCAUUCCAGUUAUUUCUGAUCUCCCAGUCGGAGACAAUAUGCAAGAUCAUGUUGGGCUAGGUGGAUUAACUUUCAUUAUCAAUGAACCAAUUACAGUUACAACAACAAGAUUCGCAAACGUUCCAACAUUUUUCGAAUAUAUUAUGAAUGAACGUGGCCCUAUGACGUUUCCUGGCAUUGAAGGCUUAGCAUUUGUUAAUACAAAAUAUGCUGAUCCUUCUGGUCUUUGGCCUGAUGUUCAGUUCCAUUUUGGUCCAAGUUCAAUCAAUUCCGAUGGUGGAAUGCAUAUUAGAAAAAUUACAAAUUUAAAGGAUUCGCUUUAUAACACGGUUUAUAAGCCAUUGGAGAAAUCUGAGACUUGGACUAUUCUACCACUGCUUCUGCGUCCAAGAAGCACAGGUGUCGUUCGAUUGCAGAGUCGCAAUCCAUUCGUACAGCCACAAAUAGAACCCAACUACUUUUCUUAUAAGGAGGACAUAGCUGUACUGACCGAAGGCAUCAAAAUAGCUAUGAAUGUAUCGAAUACGGCAGCAUUUCAGCGAUAUGGAUCACGGCCCCACACAAUUCCAUUUCCGGAAUGUCGCCACUUACCGUUGUUUUCGGACGAGUAUUGGGAAUGUUCAUUCCGUCAAUUUACAUUUACAAUUUAUCAUCCAACAAGCACAUGUAAAAUGGGCCCAAAUUGGGAUCCCGGUGCAGUUGUUGAUCAUAGACUUCGUGUUUAUGGAGUAUCAGGAUUGCGAGUUAUCGAUGCCAGUAUCAUGCCUAAAAUUAUUAGUGGAAAUCCCAAUGCUCCGGCAAUUAUGAUUGGGGAAAAAGGAGCUGAUAUGGUUAAAGAAGAUUGGGGUGCAUCAUCGCUUAUUGCUUCAACAUUAGGCAUAUUUGGAUCGGGAUUAUGGAUGAUUCCACUUCUUUUAGGGACAAUUUCUUAUUAUCGAUACGACAGAGUCGAUCCUGAAUCUCGUCCCAUUGACCAAAAAGUUCUCCUGCCAGAGUACGAUUACAUAGUCAUUGGAGGCGGUUCAGCUGGAGCUGUUGUUGCAAAUCGACUUACAGAAAAUCCUAAAGUCACAGUUUUACUUUUAGAAGCUGGGCCAGAUGAAAAUGAAAUCACUGACGUUCCUUCGCUUGCAGCAUAUUUGCAAUUGAGUGGCUUGGAUUGGUCAUACAAAACAGAACCGUCGAAAAAUGCUUGUUGGGGUAUGGUUAACAACCGUUGCAAUUGGCCUCGUGGAAAGGUCUUGGGUGGAUCAAGCGUGCUUAAUUACAUGAUUUAUGUUCGUGGCAAUAAGAAUGAUUUUAAUCAUUGGGCUGAGAUGGGUAACCAUGGAUGGGAUUAUAAAAGUGUUUUACCUUACUUUUUGAAAUCUGAGGAUAAUAGAAAUCCGUAUUUAGCAAGGUCACCUUAUCAUAAAUCUGGGGGAUAUUUAACAAUACAAGAAGCUCCAUGGCAUACACCCUUGGUUGCGGCUUUCGUCGAAGCUGGCACAGAGUUGGGCUACGAAAACCGCGAUAUUAACGGAGAAAAACAAACUGGUUACAUGAUUGCGCAAGGAACAAUAAGAAGAGGUAGCCGGUGUUCAACAGCGAAAGCAUUUCUGAGACCAAUCAGAUUACGACCAAACUUUCAUUUAGCGUUAAAUGCUUUUGUGACAAAAGUUGAAAUUGAUCCAGUAACAAAACGAGCUUGGGGUGUGGAAUUCGUUCGAAAUAAUCGCAAACAGAUAAUAAGAGCGAGACGUGAAGUGAUAUUGUCGGCUGGUGCAAUCAACACACCGCAAAUAAUGAUGUUGUCGGGUGUGGGGCCACGAGAGCAUUUAGAACAAAUGAAAAUUCCCGUAAUUAAAGAUUUGCCAGUUGGAAAUAAUCUCAUGGAUCAUCUUGGUUUUGGUGGUUUAACUUUCAUUGUUGAAAAACCUGUUUCUAUUUUACAAAAUCGAAUACAAGCAGCAACAGCCACGACAGAAUAUGUUUUAAAUGAACGGGGUCCGAUGACAGUGCUAGGAGGCCUUGAGGGCAUUGCAUUUGUUAACACACCCUUCGCUAAUCAUACGAAAGACUGGCCAGACAUUCAAUUUCAUAUGGCGCCAGCUUCUAUAAACUCUGACAGCGGCGCUCAAGUUUGGAAAAUUUUAGGACUAAGAGAAGAUUUGUACAGAGAAAUGUGGCAACCGAUUCAAGAUAAAUACACGUGGACUAUUAUGCCACUUCUUUUACGACCAAGAUCGCGAGGUUGGGUUAGAUUACAAUCGAAAAACCCAUUUAAAGCACCAUUAAUGGAUCCAAAUUACUAUGCUGAUCCAUAUGACGUUGCGACAAUGGUUGAAGGCGCUAAAAUUGCAUUGAGAACAGCAAAUGCAAAAGUAUUUAAACAGUUUGGCUCUCAUCUUUAUCAACGUCCAUUACCAAAUUGUAAACAUCACAAAUUUUUAUCUGAUGAGUACUUAGAAUGUGGAAUAAGAACAGUUUCAAUGACAAUUUAUCAUCAAUGUGGAACAGCAAAAAUGGGACCAGAAUAUGACCCUGAAGCUGUUGUUGAUCCACGUUUGAAAGUUUAUGGAAUUAAUAACCUUCGGGUCAUUGACGCUAGUGUUAUGCCUCAAAUAGUUAGCGGUAACACAAAUGCAGCAGUAAUUAUGAUUGGUGAAAAAGGAGCUGAUAUGGUAAAAGAAGAUUGUUUGCAACAAACUAGUAACUAUUCUGUCAUUGACAUGAUACAAACUUUUCUAUAUCGAGGUGGAAAGCAAUUGGAAAAGGAAUUUCCCGAUAAGAUUGAUUUAAAAAGUGAUUACGAUUUUAUUGUGAUUGGUGCGGGAUCUGCUGGUUGUGCCGUGGCAAGUCGUUUAUCAGAAAAUCCUGAAUGGAAAGUUCUUCUCAUUGAGGCAGGUCCAAAAGAGAACCUUUUAAUGGAUGUUCCAAUGAUGGUGCAUUAUCUACAAGGUUACAAUAUCAACUGGGGUUACAAAACUGAAAGAAGUGAAAGAUCAUGUUUGGCAAUGAACAAUAACCAAUGCAAUUGGCCGAGAGGGAAAGUAAUGGGUGGCUCAAGUGUACUUAACUACAUGAUUUACACUCGUGGUAAUCGAAGGGAUUAUGAUAAUUGGGCAGCUUUGGGAAAUCCUGGAUGGGACUUUAAAAAUGUUUCCAAAUAUUUCCGGAAACUUGAAAAUAAUAUAGCGGCUGGCAUCACACCCGAUUAUCAUGGAAAGCAUGGACCAGUGACGAUAUCAAGUGUAAAAUAUAAAACUACUGUCGCAAAGGCUUUCGUUGAUGCUGGGCUUGAAAAAGGAUUUCCUUACAUUGAUUACAAUGGCCCGCAGCAAAUCGGAUUUUCCUUUCUACAAACUACAACAAAAAAUGGAACAAGACAGAGUACAAACGUUGCUUAUCUCUAUCCCAUAUCAAAUCGAAAAAAUCUACAUGUAAAAAGAAAUAGUCACGUGGUGAAGCUUCUGAUAGAUGAAAACAAAAAAGCUUAUGGUGUGAAGUUUUUUUCAGGUGGACGAGUUUACAGUGUGAAUGCAAAAAAAGAGAUUAUUAUAUCAGCUGGCGCUAUAAAUACACCACAAAUAUUAAUGCUUUCUGGUAUUGGUCCAAAGAAACAUUUAAAACAAUUAGGAAUUGAAACAAUUAUGAAUUUAGCUGUUGGAUAUAAUUUGAUGGAUCAUACAGCAACUGGAGCGUUAACUUUUACUGUAAAUACAACAACUUUGAGUCAAUCAGAUAUUUUAGAUGUAAAACAUUUUAAGACGUUCACAAGAGAAUUAGAUGGACCACUAAUAUUAGCUGGUGGAGUUGAAAGUGUAGCAUUUAUUGACACUGAAAGACCAAAUGAUCCCGAUGGAUAUCCAGACUUAGAACUGAUGCAGCUUGCUGGGGGAUUGAAUUCAGAUCCAGUUUUUAAAAGAAAUUUUGGAAUACGUGAUGAUGUUUAUAAUGAAACAUUUGGAUCGCUUGGAGAAAAGCAUGAAAACUUUAUGGUAUUUCCAUUAGUUCUAAGACCAAAAAGUCGUGGAAGAAUAAAGUUGAGAUCAAAUAAUCCUUUCGCUCAUCCAAUUAUAUUGCCUAAUUAUUUCAGUGAGCAUUACGACAUUGAGAUUUCAAUUCGAGGUAUACGAAGAAUGAUUGACUUGCUUGACACGGACGCAUUUCGAAAGUUGAAUGCUGAAAUUUACAAAGCGCCAGUGUCAGGAUGUAAAAAUUACGAGUUCAACAGCGAUGCAUAUUGGGAAUGCUACACGAGACAUUUCACGUUCACAAUAUAUCAUCAUUGUGGAACAGCAAAAAUGGGGCCGGCGACAGAUAAACGAGCGGUUGUUGAUCCGACCUUAAAGGUUUAUGGCAUUGAAGGGUUGCGAGUGGCUGACGCAAGCAUUAUACCUGAAAUCAUCUCUGAGGUGCGCUAUUUUAAUGAAUAUGAUUUCAUAAUUGUUGGAUCGGGACCAGGCGGCAGUGUUUUGGCGAAUAGAUUGACCGAAAACCCAAAUUGGAAUGUCCUACUCAUCGAAGCCGGUAAAGUCGAGACUUUUAUUCAGGAAGUUCCAGUUUUGGCAGCUUAUAUGCAAUCGACAGCUUAUAAUUGGGGUUUUGUGUCAGAGUCUCAAACUGGAUCAUGUUUAGGGAUGGAAAGUCAAAGGUGUGCCUUCCCUAGGGGAAAAGCUUUGGGCGGUACAAGCGUCAUAAAUUAUAUGAUCUACAAUCGUGGGAAUAAAAAUGAUUUCGAUCGUUGGGCAGCAGCAGGAAACACUGGAUGGUCAUGGGCAGAAGUUCUUCCUUAUUUUUUAAAAUCAGAAAGAUCUCAACUUGAAAAUUUACAAAAUUCUAAAGCACACAACCGCAAAGGUCUUCUUAAUGUUGAAUUUAACCGUGAAAGGACUCUUCUUGCAAAAGGUUUUAUGAAAGCAAACCAACAACUUGGCGCCAAAGAAGUCGAUUAUAACUCAGGGCAACAGCUUGGGGUAUCAUUUUUACAAGCAAACACUAUUCGAGGUCGAAGACAUUCUGCUUUUAAAUCGUUUCUUGAACCUUUUCUUGAACGUUCAAAUCUUCACAUCAUGGUGAAUACAAGAGUUACAAAAAUUCUCAUCGAUGCAAAUACAAAAACUGCAUAUGGAGUUGAAAUGAUUCGUAAUCGAAAGAAACUUCACGUCAAAUCAAGAAAAGAAGUUUUUCUUUCUUCUGGAACUUUUUCAUCACCUCAACUUUUAAUGCUCUCAGGUGUUGGAAUGAAAAGUGAUUUAUCGAAAUUUGGCAUUCCCGUGAUUAAAGAACUUCCAGUUGGAAAAAUAAUGUAUGAUCAUCCGAGCUUUCUCGGGCCUACAUUUGUUGUUAAUACAACAGGUCAUUCAUUAAAUACCGAUCGUGCAUUACAUCCGAGAACUGCAAUUGAAUAUAUAAAGGGUCAAGGUGUGCUGACGAUUCCAGGCGGCGUUGAAGCAUUGAGCUUUAUAAAAACAAAAACAAACAAUAGUCGUGGUGCUGAUGUACCCGACGUGGAAUUAAUUUUUGUUUCCGGAGGUUUUCAUUCUGAUCAAGGAGCUGGAAUUGCCCGAGGCAUGAGAUUAAGAACAGAUAUUUACAAUAAAAUGUUUAAAGAGUUGGAAGACACGAGUAUCGAUACAUUCUCAAUCAUGCCGAUGUUAUUUCAUCCCAAAUCAGUUGGUUAUUUGGAGUUAAGAAGCGCAAAUCCAUUUCAGUGGCCUAAAUUUUAUCACAAUUUUUUUACAAAUCAAGAUGAUGUUGAAACUCUUUUGGAAGGUAUAAAGUUCUCUCUUAAACUCGGCCAAAGCCGUGCAUUUCAAAAACUUGGCGCUAGACUUCAUUCAGUUCCGCUGCCUACAUGCGCUCACAUACAUUUUGGAUCAGAUAAUUAUUGGCGGUGUGCAAUUCGUAGUAUAUCAAGUACAUUGCAUCAUCAAGUUAGCACGUGCAAAAUGGGACCUUCAAGUGAUUCAACAGCUGUUGUUUCACCAGAACUCAAAGUUCACGGAAUAAACAGAUUACGUGUCGUUGACACAAGCAUCAUUCCAGAACCACCGACUGCUCACACCAAUGCCGCAUCAUUCAUGAUUGGCGAAAAAGCAGCUGAUAUGGUGAAGCGCCAGUGGGAACGAACACGCCGCAGCACAAACAUGGGAAAAAUAGUGUUUGGAUCAUACAAUGAACAUAUUGAAAAACCGCAAUACUUCGAAAGAUACGAUUUUAUUAUUGUUGGUUCAGGUCCAGGUGGUUGUGUAUUGGCUAACCGCCUUACAGAAAACCCAAAGUGGAAUGUACUGUUGAUUGAAGCUGGCGACGUCGAGACACCACUUCAGAGUGUUCCGGUUGGGGCACCUUACUCAGUUUUUUCAAAAUAUAAUUGGGGAUAUAAUGCUGAACCACAAAUUGAAGCUUGUCUAGGCCGAGAAGAUAACAGAUGCAGUUACCCACGCGGUAAAGCUUUAGGUGGCUCAAGCGUCAUUUAUUUCUUAAUUCAUACUCGCGGGAACAAAAGAGAUUUUGACAGAUGGGCCGAAGCGGGCAAUUAUGGAUGGAGCUAUGAUGAAGUUUUACCAUAUUUCAUGAAAUCAGAAAAGGCGAAUUUAGGCCGUUAUAACGACUCGCCAUAUCAUAAUAAAAGCGGACCAUGGAGUGUGUCACUCAAUACGAUGAGAACACCACUUGCCAAAACGUUCGUCCAAGGAAAUAAAAUGAUGGGAAUGAACGAAAUCGAUUAUAAUGGCGAUAAACAAAUUGGUGUUUCAUAUGUCCAAGCUAACACAUUAAAUGGUCGACGACAUUCAGCUUAUCGUGCUUUCCUUGAGCCGGUUUUACAUCGACCUAAUCUUCACAUCAUGAUCAAUACAAGAGCCACAAAAAUUCUCAUAAAUCCUGAGACAAAAAUUGCAUACGGUGUUGAAUUUGUGAGGGAUCGUAAAAAAUAUCGCAUGAUUGCGAAACGUGAAGUGAUUUUGUCAUCAGGGACAUUUCAUUCGCCACAAUUACUGUCAUUAUCAGGCAUUGGAUUAAAGCAAGACUUAAGGAGAAUUGGCAUUCCAUUGAUUCAAGAUUUGCCUGUCGGACGCAACAUGCACGAUCACAUAACAUUUGCCGAAUUGACUUUUGUUACAAACGUUACUAACGAAAUCGGUUUCAUGUCCUACGUCAACACUGUUUUCGAAUUUAUGCAAGGCACCGGUUUGAUGACAUUGCCUGCUGGUGUUGAAGGUUUGGGAUUCAUUAAAACACCUACGAAUAACAGUCGUGGACGAGAUGUUCCCGAUAUUGAACUUGUGUUUACGGCGGGAAGUGUCAACGCUGAUGGUGGUUUUGGAAUAAUCAACGGUGGACGGAUGAGACGUGAUAUCUACGACAAAGUUUAUAAGCCGCUUGAAGGCACCAAAUAUUACACUUUCUUAAUCUCAUUGAUGCUUUUUCAUCCGAAAUCGGUUGGACAUGUCAAAAUACCAAACGCAGACCCUUUUGGACAUCCAAAGCUUUACGGAAACCUCUUCAGUGAACCAGAUGACAUUGAAGCACUACUACAUGGCGUCAAAUAUGUUUUAAAAUUAACAAAGACAGAGCCAUUUCAAAAGAUCGGAGCUCGUAUUCACGCCAUUCCAUUGCCAGAUUGCGCACACAUUAAUUAUGGAUCAGACGAUUAUUGGCGUUGUGCAAUUAAACUUAUGUCGUUUUCUAUUUUGCAUCAAGUGGGUACAAAUAAAAUGGGUCCAUCAAAUGAUCCAACUGCUGUUGUUUCACCUGAACUUAAGGUUCAUGGUAUACAAAAGCUUCGAGUAGUUGAUACGAGUAUAAUUCCCGAAGCACCCACUGCACAUACAAAUGCUUUAUCAGUUAUGAUUGGUGAAAAAGCAGCCGAUUUAAUAAAAAAUGAAUGGCGAGGAAAGUGAGAUUAAUUUAACUAGUCACGUAAAAAAUAGUUAACGAUGUAAAAUUUAAUGUAAAUACUUAGUCUACGUUCAAUUGAUAAGGGGUUACAAAAAAUAAUGAAUAAUUAAUACUAAGAAUGAUUCGUCAGUGAUGUAAAAUUUUAAUUUUAUUUUACUUUAAGUGAAAAAAGGGUUCAAAUAUCACAAAACAUUAUUUCCAGUUGAAUCUGAAAGGAUACUUGUGAUUCCCUGUUUAUGAGUGAAAUAUGUUGUAGCAUAAUUUUCUCAUUUUGUGAAAUAAAAAACCGUAAACAAGAAAAUACUAAGCAUGGAGGGAUUUCACUUCUUUUCGUGAAUGAAAAUAAUCUUUGCUAUCCAGGAGGUUGUGAAAGUGCUAUCAAAUCAUUAAUAUGAGGGUGGUAGAAGUGCUUCUCUACUUCUUACUUGAUAUUUACUUUUUCUCCCCCAAUCAUAACGGAAGAGAUAUAUGAUUUCAACAGUGGAUUGAGAGAGGAAAUUUAAUAUCUUUAAUAUUUCAU